CUUAGUGAUUUGUCCUCUUCACACUCAUCCACUUCAACUCCCAUGACUGGAAAAGGGCAGUCUUUCUUUGCUGAUCAAGUGUGCAAGGAAGAAUUCAGCUCCUUGCAUCAAGAUGAUAAAGACAGACUGAGUGACAGCACAACAGGUGCUGAUAGUUUAUUGGAUGUGAGUUCUGAAGCUGACCAGCAAGAUCUACUUCUGUUGAUGCAAGCAAAAAUUGCUUCUUUGACAUUGCACAAUAAGGAGCUGCAGGACAAAUUACAGGAAAGAACACCUAAAGAAGUGGAUCCAACUGUAGAGUCUUAUCAUUCAACCCAAACAGAUUUUGAGCAAACUGCAGACAGACAAAAUGAGUUCUCACCUCAGGAGCUGAAGUCUACAUUAGGUGCCACCCAAGUUCAAGAAAAGUUGACAAGCCCCAGUGAAACACAAAUGAAGUACCUCCAGGAAGACUUAAAGGAGGUGCAGAGAAAAUUAGAGAAUUCUGAAGCCAAAAGAAAGCACAUAGAAGCUCAGGUCCAGUCUAGAGUCCCAGAAACAGAUCAUUUCAAUAACACAGACAUUUCAGAAAAUGGUUCUGAUCUUAACCUGAAGGUCCAAGAAACUCAAAACAGGUAUGAGGAACCUGUGAAAGAUGUUUUGAAUGUACAAAGGCAAAUGAAGCCAGGUCUUGUUUCCUCUGAAAGCGAAGAAACCAGUUCUGAUCUGAGUAGGUUGAAGGUUACAUACGGAGAAGUUGAAGUGCUUAAGCAAGAAUUGAAGAGAGCGUUGGAGGAAAGUGAAAGACAAAAAGAGAAAGUGAGAGAGCUACAGAAAAAGUUUGAAGAAAGAGAGCAGAAUGUGGCAAGUGAAUUGUCUGUGGAAGAGUGUGAGGAAAUUAAGAAUUCAUAUUGUUCAGUUAUUGAUAACAUUAAUCAAGAGAAAGCAUUGUUGAUUGAGAGGUAAGAAGGGCAAGAGAAAAUAAAAAGGCUACAGGACAAGCUGACAAAUCAGACACAGCUGGAAUCUAGUGCUGAAGCUGGAGAAAUGAAAGAUGCGAUGCACCAAAUGAUAGAUGAGCUCAACAGACAACUUAGUGAAUUGUCCCAGUUGUACAAAGAAGCACAAACAGAGCUUGAGGACUAUAGAAAGAGAAAAACUCCAGAUGAUAUAACUUUGGACUACAUUCCUAGAGAUGAACAUGAGAAACUGAUGCAAGUAACAAAUUCUUUGAAAUACAAAGCAGAGAAUGAGUUAUCAGAAAUUAAAUCCCAGUACACAAAAGUAUUAGCUGAAGCAGAAGAACUAAAGCAACUGUUAGAUGCCCAGAAGCAAAACUCUCUGCCAAUCACUGAACACCAUCAGGUGAUGAAUGCACUCAGAAAUACUGUAAGGGAAAUGGAGGAAGAAAUAAAUGAGCUCAAAGGACGACUUACCAACAAGGAAAGCGAAGUAAGAAACUUGCAGAAGGAAUUACUGGAAGAAAAAGCUGCAAUUAAUGAAGCAAUGGUACCCAAGGCUGCAUAUGAAAAGCUCCAGUCAUCACUAGAGGGUGAAGUUAGUGUUUUGUCAUCCAAACUGAAGGAUGUAAUCCAAGAGAAGGAAGAUGUGUCCUUAGAUGCUAUGCAACUGAGAAAUGAAGUUUUGCACUUGCAGGAAGAGAAAGAAGGUAUUCAUACUCUGCUUGAAGCAAAGGAACGGGAGGUGACCGGUCUUCAUCAAAAGUACCAUCAAGUUCAAGAAGAGCUUCUUGAAAUGAAAAGGUAUUCUGAAAGCUCAGCAAAACUAGAAGAGGAUAAAGAUAAAAAGAUCAAUGAAAUGUCCAAGGAAGUCAGCAAAUUAAAAGAAGCAUUGAACAGCCUUUCUCAGCUUUCCUAAUCAACCAGUGCCCCCAAAAGACAAAGACAGCAGCUGGAGGAAUUACAAAAACAAGUGAAGAAGUUGCAAAACCAACUGACUGAAACAAAGAAACAACAUCAGGAAAUUGUCUCAGUUUACAGGAUGCAUCUUCUCUAUGCUGUGCAGGGUCAAAUGGAUGAAGAUGUCCAGAAAGUGCUUAAACAAAUUUUAUCGAUGUGUAAAAGCCAGUCACAGAAAAAGUAA
Phaethon lepturus (White-tailed tropicbird) is the source of this 2082-nucleotide messenger RNA. RefSeq names its product ankycorbin-like. The transcript is spliced from 7 exons. Lineage: Eukaryota; Metazoa; Chordata; Aves; Phaethontiformes; Phaethontidae. The annotation marks the transcript as partial. The record is from RefSeq and is a predicted model, not a curated record. Gene Ontology annotation, molecular function: actin binding.